Molecule: messenger RNA, 1713 nt
Organism: Phialemonium atrogriseum
Lineage: Eukaryota; Fungi; Ascomycota; Sordariomycetes; Cephalothecales; Cephalothecaceae
Exons: 3
Coding region: 103-1713 (536 amino acids)
Source: RefSeq, a predicted model, not a curated record
GAAAGGGUCUAUGUUCCCCUUACGUAUCCCCCUCCGUCCAACGUGCGGCUUGCUCCCUAGAUAUACCCUUCGCUAUCUUUUCCCCUCGCCAUCCGAUACGAUAUGGCCGCCGUGCAGUCCAGCCAGGCCUCGACCACGAGUCGGGGGGCGACAUCUAUUGACACCUCGGGAACCGCUGAGGCAGACAAUGCCGUGAAGGCCGUGACCGAGUUCUUUGGCUUCAUCAAAACCCUCGAGUCCCAGCCCUCGUACCGAUACCUGCAGGAACUAUUCGACAAUCAUCUAGAUCUGCAGAGUGAGUGUAGCAGGCUAGAAAUCGCCCACGACGUAACCGUCGAGAGGCACACUCAGCUUCAGAAGAAGCUCAAGAAAGAGCUCGCUCAGUCUGCUGAGAAGGACGCCCAGCUGGAAAAAAUAAGGGAAGAACAGUCCCAGUCGGCCACCAAGAUCCGUGACCUCGAAAAGCAGCUCGAGGAAUCCAAAAAGACCGUAUCACAGCUCCAGGAUACCCUGAAGGUCAAGGAUAGUGAGAUCAAGGUUCUCAAGAAAGACGUGGCAAAUAAGGAAUCGGCCAUCGGAAAAGCGCAAGAUGCAGAGAAGAAGGCAAAAGACGGGCAGAAAGCAAGCCAGGUGAAACUCAACUCGGUGCAGCGAGACCGGGAUGCCAAGGAGAAGAGGCUCGCGGAGCUAGGGAGGCUCGCGGAGCUGGGAAGGCUCGGCUGCGAGAUGGAAAAGAUACCGUCGGAGAUGAUCGCCACCGAGCUAGACACCAUCUUCACCUUAGCCUACAACCUAGCCCAAACCCACCUAGGCAUCGACCUUCCCCCCUCCACCCUCGCCGACACCCCCCUCUGGGACCGCCUCCGCGACCACACCCUGGCCCGACCUCACUCCCAUAUCCCCCUCCCAGCAACCAACACCCCGGCCGCCAAAUCGAUGCGCACAGCCGCCUGCCUCGCCGCCCUCUCCACGGCCCUCCACCAGCACCUCCUCCUCCCAACCUACCUCCUCGACCCCCCUUCCUCCUCCUCCUCCUCCCUCCCCCCCACCCUCACCGCAGCCCACCACCUCUCCGCGGCCCUAACCGACCUCGCAACCGCCUCCCCCUCCCGCGAAUCCCACCUCCGCUCCGUCCUCCUAGCCGCCCUCCCGCCCGCCGAGACCGACAAGCGCGCCUCCCUCGCCGCCUCGCGCGCCACCGCCUCGGUGGUGGGCUGGCUAGGUCCCCUCCUGCCCUCCUCGGCGGAGCCGGCGUUCCGGCGCGCCCUGGAGGACUUCUGCGGCGGGGUGGUGCGCGAGCGGUGGGCUCGCCUGCAGCGGUGCGAGACCAAGGUGGAGGCGAGCCUGGAGCGGGAGUUUGACGACUUCGAGGCGUGGGAGGCGCUCCCUCUGGGAGGCGAGGGCGGCGGGGGCUCGCAGCAGCAGCAGCAGCAGCAGAAUGGCGGCGGCGGCGGCGGCGGGCAGAGGCGCGCGGGUCCCGGCCUGGACGCCAACGAUGCCGUCGCGGGUGUCGUGUGGCCCGCCUUUUUCGUCAUCGAGGACGGCGAUCACGAGGUCCUCAGGCCGGGCUAUGUGCUCUGCGAGGCGCAGGUCAAGGCGGCGCGGGAGGAGCUGGCUGUGCCGGCUCUGUCUAGGCGGCUGAUCAGAAGUAAUACGAGGAGGUCUAAGGCACUCUCGUUCCCUGCCGUAAAUGGCGGCGGGGAUGGCAAGUGA